GAGGCACUGUUUAUCAAUGGGGAGUUAGGAAGCUGUUCUUGGACUUCUCAGGUGUUGUUCUUAAACUGAGACAGCAGUUCUUCAUGAAGUUGCUGCGGCUGUGAUAGAAAGACGGCUGCCGGACACAGUCGCGGUCCACGGCAGGUGGGACUGCUCCGAUGGCACUGGACAAACGAGGAGUUUUCAGAAUGCUAAUUUUUUUGUGGACAAGAAUUCGUUCAUGGUGAAUCUAUAUCUAUGACUCGAAGCAGUCUUUAAAGACUGCGGCAUAUUGCCAUAAACGCGGUUGUUUUAUGAUAUGAUUGUUCAUGCCUGUUUUUAUUUUUGAUUUGCUCGUGUGCCACGAAUGCAUUGUUCAGAGAGCUGCUUCGUUUAUUCACGGUGGUUGCAUUGUUUAGUGUGCUGUGUUCAGUGACGUGUGGAAUAUUGUGUCUCGCCUGUUGCACACUGGAGUGUUGGAAAUAGCAAGAUAAGAGGAAACCAACUAUGAACUAACGUGAAAACAACCAACUUGUGUCCCGCGCACUUGUAUGACCUUAUGCAGUUGAGAACGUUGUUUAAUUCCUACCAGACCUAGAAGGAACCCAGGCAAGCUAAAAAGAUGCAGUCAUUUCUAUGAAUAGUUCUUACUGGAUUAAACUGCUGAGCCUAUUGUGUCAACUAUGCAUGAAUCAUGUCGUGUGUUUCUUCGCUCGCGCCAGACUCCUAGCAAAUAUUAUAUUUCUUUGAACAAGGUCGAUAUCUAAUCUGAUCAGGAGGAUGAUUGUUCAUCGAUAAUUUAUUGGAAGGGUUUGCAGUUUGUUCAGGCUUGUGGCAUUCAUUUCUACCCUCCUGCGUGAGACAUCAACGUCCGUGGAGAGGGCGUUGUCUCGUUGGGUGUGUGACUGUAUACGUCAUCAUGUCGUUGCUAGUGACGUCAUGCACGAUGGGUCAACAGCCCGACCGGCUGCUGAACAAGGGGCCGGACUAUCUGCGCACGCGCACGAACAGGGGAUUGUUUGAUACAGCGGUCACAGCAAGCAUAAGCAGAAGGAACCACCACGCUCCAAGUCGGACUAUGAUCUGUCUCAGAUUAGGGCGGCUCUCGCGGCAGAAGAUGAGGGCGACGAGAAUAACAACAACAACAACAGCAACGACAACAGCAGUGAGGAUCAACUCGACAUUGCCCAGUCGUCUCCCAAGCUCGAUGUGCUUGAAGGUACGGAGCGAUUGAGUCUCCAUGACAACGGUGUAAGCAUCGACAGCCCAGACAUAAGAGAAGUACACGGUUCGCUGCCGACAGAGACAAGUGAAAGAGAAAUACACACUGUGCCUUCUAGUACUGAGGUAGUGCAUGAAGAGAGUAGGAUUCCUUACGAAGGCCAUGGGAAGACAACAGUUGAUGAAGCAGACAGCCCGAAACUGACCAUCCUACGUAAGGGCGUUUCACGCAAUUCACCGCUCACACAGCAACUAGCGAGUGGUGAAGAGAGCAGGGGAUUAGACAGCACAGCUCGUACGCCGGACGUGGUCGAUGAAACCAACGCUAGAAGGCUUUCCUCAAACUCUGCUCAUCGUGUCCCAACGGAAGAACUGAAGCUUAGUUCUUCUGCGCCUAAACCAUUACCGCGGAAGUUGAAAAAGAAACCUGUUCCCCCUCCCAGAAAACCGUGCCUGAAGUCUCUGAACGUUGACGGCUCCACAUUGACUCCUCCUACCAAAAUUAUUUCUCCCGACAGCACGGCUGAUUUCUCUGCUUCACCUCUGACCCCUCGAGCCAGAGAGGGCAGCGGGCAGAGUCCUUUGGAAACCCCACGACGGAAAAGUGCUCCCAGCAUUUCAGCAUCAACUGAACAAAAGCCUUACAUUAUAAGAAAAAAGAAAUCGUUAGUAGAGUCUCUGACGCAGCAUUUUACAGCUCUUAGUGCGCAUUCAGAUUCCUCAUCUCCUUCUAACGAAAAUCGAAAGUCUAGUUUCGAAGACGCUGGAGUGUGUAGCCCUCUGUUGGUUCCCGAGCAGAAAGACGUGAGUACCCCUACUUUUGUGAAACAAGUCAGUAAUGACACAGUGAUCACGUACACAGCUACGCCCAUCUUCAUCAGCAAGCCCUCGCCAAAUCCAAACAACCAACAGGAAACAUUUCGUGCCACUCCCGUGACCACAUUUCUUAGCAGUCGUGAGAUUUCUUGUCCCGAUUCCUCAGGGAGUUCCCGAAACACAAGAAGUGCCCAAAUCCCGACCAGUAGAAAGCGCUGCCCCGAUGUGCCCGUGUCCAAUAAGUACAGCAAACGUGAGAGAAAGUGUUCGUUGGGAUUGGAUACAACAAAACCUGCAUACACUGCUGUGUCCCCUGGAUUUGUCACUUCCCCCAGCUCCAUUGAGAUCGACGUGAAUGAUUCUGUUUUCGAAAGACAUACCCAGAGUGAUAGGAAACAUUUGGGUUUGGAGCCAGCGCCUGUUAUCUCCUCUGUGUUUUCUUUUCCCCACAACUCUGCCAAGAUUGCGGACCCCGUGGCCAGAAGCGUUACGUCAUCGUCGGCCUCCAAGUCGGAGAUGUCCAUAGAGAGCGUGGACCAGGCAGUGUGCGAGUCCGAGGUCAACGCUCUCCCCGCCGCGCCUGCCUCCUCGUCCUCCACGGUCGACAUCAUGGACGGGAUGCUCGGAGGAGGAGGAGGAGCUGACGACUGCGGGGGCGGGCUCACCACAAAACGCGAGGUCACGAGGUCAAACUCGUCCCUCAGCGGCAAGAUGGAGGCACUCGACAGCGCGGCUGUUGCUGCUGUUUCUGCGGGGGCCACGAUGAGAUCGCACUCACCGACCUUACACCACCACUAUCAGGGCUGUGCGUCCACGUCACCGUCCUGCGUGCCACGUUCCCACUCUGACAUAAGCUGCCGGCUGGAAGGACAACACUCUCGUGAUAGUUCCAUCGUGUCCAGCCGCAGUCGGUUAUCGCGAGCCUCCGCGGGUGCCGACCUCGAGAACUUCUUCAACCAGAUGGGUCUGGAGAAGGGAGUUCUGGAACCUAUCGCGAGGCUGAAAGAGCUGCAGGCGUGUGAGGUCUUUGACAGCGUCAGCUCGCUCGACUCGCAGGAUGCGGCCAGUAUUUGUAGCACGUAUUCUCGCAGUGAGCAGGAAUGGACCGAUUCGCAGUCAGUGGAGAGACUUCAGCACCCGACCUCUGUGGUGGAGAGAAACGCCAGGAUUAUCAAGUGGCUGUGUAACGUACGCAAAGCUAAAAUCGCCAAAUCAGAAGCCGAGGCUGCGGGGAAGGGAUGAGGGGGAAAAUAUAACCAAUGAACUGGCCAGGUGUGAUAAAUAAGAGUUUCAUUUGUUGUUGAUUUUGUUAUUACGACGUGCAAAUAGCUUUCAGUCCUCAGAGAUGAUAACUUUGAGCCAUUUUGCAGUUUUCUUCAUCAUUAGCAUAACGAGGAUUUUUGCUCUAGAACUGAAGAGUGCCUAAGCAUGCUUGACUUUCACAGCUACUUUUGACAACAUAGAUGUAGUCGUCACUACCCUAUGGCCUUUACUAUUUUACAUACGUAUGAGUGCGCCUGGAAUCUUGGAUUCACAUGACUCUUUCUACGUUUGCCUUUGUUUAUUUAUUGAUACCUCGUUUGAUUGUCUUCUUCCAUAAGUGGAAUUAAUCGUAGAUGUAUCGUUCACGAAACCUUUCACAGCAACGGAAGUAACAAGAACAAGCCUGAGAACUUGCAUUCCACAUUCCUGUGAAUGAAGAAGGAGAAAAAAACAACACACCAGUUUGUUACAGCAGGACUUCAGCAUCAUGACUGACCUAUGCAAUAUGGUGUUGAUGGUAUGAGUUUGUAUUUUAAUGAAGGUCUUUUUUGAUUUUCUAGAGCGUCCUUUUAUUUAUUUGUCAGUGGCAAUGCACUUUCUUUGUUGUCAGGUUAUUUUCUUGUGCUUUAUGUUUGUGCUCAACAGACUCUGUUACUUACUGAGAGUAUGCAUUUAAACUCUGCAUUUGAAGAGAAAACGAAGUCUUCUUAUUCCUACUCUAAUUGAAAAUUUAAGAUGCAAGAAAAAUUUAAGAAGGACUUUUGCAUUUCUUCAUAGUUUGUGAAACCUUAUAGGAUGUAGUUUUUUUCUGUUCUACUGUAAGAUUGUGUAUAAUGCAUAUUGAGGCUAAAGUUGAAAAUGGGUUUUAGUUUAGCAUGAGUCAAUCAAUUAUCUCAGACCAUGUUACUGUUGGCAACAAAAAAAAGAUUGCAGAUAUACAGAUUUAGGAUUGAUGGAUAAAUGGUAAUUAUUCCAAAUAUUUUAAGUCCCUCAUCGUCCUAAGGUGGUGGUGGGCUGCUUUGAUGAUUUCUGUCAGGGCCAGUGCACACUGAAAGGGUUGCAGUAUCACAAAAGACGGACACAGUCAACGAUGAAAUUGACUUCCCUGCUUGGGAACAAACUCACAGGGUUUUUUUGGUGUGUUUUGUAUAAUGGGGAAGACCUUUAGCGUUACACCACAAAUGUCGAAAGAUUUAGACUGACAUGACAUUUAUUUGAGUAGACCUAAUAUAUUUAUUUGCCUCUCGAGUGAACUAGCCUUAAUGGAGAUCUGAACGAACAAAAGGUGGUUUUUUUUGGUGUAGUUUAUCUGUCUGCUAGGUACUGAAUGAGGCUUGGAUCAUGCACUCCCCCCCCCUCCCCUCCCCCAGGACUACAAUUACAGCAGGACCAAGUGUACUUAUUAUAUCAAGGUUGUUUUUUUAUUGUCCCUUCUCUCAGACUAAACAAGAUACUUGCAGUUCAUUAUUGAUUUAAAAUGAGUAUUGGCUUUGCCUACUCCUUCUCUUCUUUUGCAGACUAAACUUUUAAAUAAAAAUUUAAUGGGUCGUCUUAGUUUCUGAAAAUGAAAAUGUGGAUGAUUUUUUAAAAUAUCUAAAUCAAAUGGACCAACAAAAUAUUUGUGACAUUAAAUUAUCCACCUUGCCAUCACAUCACUAAUGCCAUUUCCAUUUUCUGUUUUGUGUUUUUUUCAUUGCUCAAAUCUCCAUUCUGUACGUUCUGUAAAUUGACUGACAAUGUUUCUCUUUUCUCUGAUAAUAAGAAAAGUCAGAUCUUUUAACUUUUCUAAAUGGCAGUGUUCAGUUAGAUUUAAGGUCUGCUGUUACUGCUUUCUUUUUAAGUUUUCUCAGACUUUGACAUUUUCUACCUUCAUCUUCUGUCAGUUCUCUUACAAGCUGCUAUGGUAGCAAACUGUUGAUACUUACCAGUCGUGUACGGGAUCUUUGACAACUUGCUUACAGGAUGCUAUCUAUGUGGUUCAAACUUCUUUUGUCGUGUUAUUGUCAAUAAUGGGUCUCUAGUGUCAUGUUACAUAUUCCACUUCUUUACCUUUUGACAUUGUUGAAUUCUUUCAGUAAUGUGCGUUUUAAUUGUUCUUCACUUGUGAGUAAAUUAGUAAACAUUACAGCGAAGUGAAAUGCGUUAGUCUAAGUAAGAGACACUUUGAGAUCUGGUGAAAAAUCUUCAAGUUUCUUUGCAUUCCAAAUGCUGAUUUAAUGUGCACCACCAUAUAUUAUUAUAUCGUAGUUACGCCAUUCAAGCGCUGCUGCUUUAUUUUGGGUCUUAAUUUUUGUAGAAAUUGUAAUGAAAAUAUAUCAUUCUCUUGUUCCGGGGAGGGGGGGGAUUAUUUAAACUCUAAAGAAAUGUGUUUUUAAAAUACUGCAUUAAGAUUGAUUCCAGUGAGGGAUGUGCUGUUUAUUGGAGACUUUCUUUCACAUCAACUUUUAUUUGUAUGCUUCAGCCAGAGCCGUAUUAAAUUCCUGCUCAGUAUUUUUUGUAUGUGACAUUUACUGUGUGGGUCAUCCAUAUGAAGGCAUUGCUUGUAUUGCUUUUUUUUAAAGUACAGUACAUGAAAUAUUGUGGUCGGUUAACAGAUGCUCUUGUGUGGUUUGCUCCUUCUUUCCUGUCCAACAUCUAUUACCCAUAUCUCUCUUCCUUCUUUUUUAGUAUGUUACUCUCUAGGUACACCUCUAAUCUUCAGCACUUAUAUUAUUACCUAACUGUAUAGUAUUGCAAGUGCUGUAAAACUCUCACUAAAAGUGAAACUUAUACCUGAAAUAUUGUUACAUCUUGAUGAUGCUAUUUAUGUUUCUGCUUGCUGCCUCUUCUUCUUUUCUUACUUGUGGUCAAUCUUUCAUGUUGUUCUACAGCCUUGACUAUACCAAUAUAAUAUCCUUUACUUCAAUUGUUACUUUAAGAUUUCAAAUUGACUGCUUUAUAUGUUUUAACAGACCAUGCUUUUUAUUUAUUUCUAAGAAGUUAGCAUUUGGGUUAUAGUAAUGAGUGCAGAGCUGCUAAUUGCAGGAUAUGAUUUUUCUUUGUGGAAAUUCAAUAUCUUUAAAUUCGUUGAUCUACAUAUUUUGUUGUUUUCGUACCUUGGUAAUUGUGUCGUAAAAUUUGAUGAAGUGAUACCACAACAGUACAUUUUCACAUGGUGUGAAACAGAAUAGAUAUUCUGUGUUUAGAUUCUA
This is a messenger RNA of Aplysia californica (California sea hare), 6470 nucleotides long. Its product is annotated as probable serine/threonine-protein kinase nek3. NCBI's taxonomy places the organism in Eukaryota, Metazoa, Mollusca, Gastropoda, Aplysiida, Aplysiidae. The record is from RefSeq and is a predicted model, not a curated record.